CGUCACAGUGCAGGCGCCAAAUCUGCAGGAAACGAAAAUCAUCAACACACCGUCAGCGUUUAAAGUCUCACCAACAGCCAGCAGUCAUGGACCUUGGCCCUUUUGAGAGUGACAACAGCGUGAGCUGCCGGCUGGUGUCGGAGAUCCCUGAAGCCUGCCGGACAGAGGACUGCUGUCUGGGGGUGGAUGAAGCAGGCAGAGGACCCGUGCUGGGGCCCAUGGUUUAUGGGAUAUGUUUCUGCCCAGUUUCUAAAAAGGAGGCGCUGAAGGACUUGAAAGUAGCAGAUUCAAAGACGCUGACGGAGACGGAGAGAGAGAAUCUUUUCCAAAAACUAGAUGAAGCCAAAAGCUUUGUGGGCUGGGCGCUGCAGGUUCUCUCGCCCAACACCAUCUCCACCAGCAUGUUACAACGGACAAAAUACAACCUCAAUGCCCUUUCACACGACACAGCCAUCGAUCUAAUACAGUAUGCCCUGGACAAUGGAGUACAGCUAAAAGAGGUUUUCGUCGACACCGUGGGCCCCGCAGAGAAGUACGAGCAGAAACUAUCGCAGCGGUUCCCGGGCGUGGAGGUGACUGUGAGGCCGAAAGCUGACUCCCUGUUUCCCGUCGUCAGCGCGGCGAGCAUCUGCGCAAAGGUUGCCAGGGAUCGUGUUGUCAAAGGCUGGAACUUCACUGAAGACCUGGGGGAGGUGGAUGCGAACUACGGAUCAGGAUACCCUAACGAUCCCAAGACGAAAGCUUGGCUGCUCAAGUACCUAGACCCCGUGUUUGGCUACCCUCAGUUUGUCCGAUUCAGCUGGAGCACUGCCCAAACCCUGAUGGAGAGCAAGGCCGUGGCUGUCCACUGGGAUGACGACGAGGAGGACGGGGAGAAGGCAGCGCAGCGGCAGAAGAACAAGUCCAUGCUGUCUUACUUCAGCGCAUCAGCUGGAAGUAAUGAGCAGAAUACGGCCCAGGAGAGCCACCGGUUCUUCACCGAGCGGCGGCUGAAGAGUCUCGACAGCCUCUGAGGACGCUUUAGUAAGCGCAGGUACAAACCGUAAAGUCUUUGUGUGCUGUUUCUACACAAACGGCUUAGGACAUUUUGUUUCAAAAAUGCAA
Messenger RNA from Cololabis saira (Pacific saury), 1104 nucleotides. RefSeq names its product ribonuclease H2, subunit A (gene rnaseh2a). The transcript has 9 exons. Gene Ontology annotation, cellular component: ribonuclease H2 complex. NCBI's taxonomy places the organism in Eukaryota, Metazoa, Chordata, Actinopteri, Beloniformes, Belonidae. The coding region runs from base 87 to 1013 and encodes 308 amino acids. The record is from RefSeq and is a predicted model, not a curated record. Gene Ontology annotation, molecular function: RNA-DNA hybrid ribonuclease activity; RNA binding. Gene Ontology annotation, biological process: mismatch repair; DNA replication, removal of RNA primer.